Molecule: messenger RNA, 804 nt
Organism: Desarmillaria tabescens
Lineage: Eukaryota; Fungi; Basidiomycota; Agaricomycetes; Agaricales; Physalacriaceae
Product: non-canonical ubiquitin conjugating enzyme 1
Exons: 8
Coding region: 1-804 (267 amino acids)
Source: RefSeq, a predicted model, not a curated record
AUGGCGGCAAGCUCCCUCAAUAAGAACAACUCUGCUGUCAAGCGCAUCAUGCAGGAGGCUCGAGAGCUAUCCAGUGACCCCUCGACAGACUAUGCUGCAGGACCUUUGGAAGAAUGGCACUGCACAUUACGGGGUCCUGCGGGUACAGAAUUUGAGGGUGGCCUCUAUCAUGUUCGCAUUCUAUUGCCCGCAGAAUAUCCCUUCCGCCCCCCAUCGCUAAUGAUUCUCACGCCCAACGGCCGCUUCGAAUUGAAUACCAAGAUAUGCAUAAGCUUCACCAACUACCACGAGGAGCUGUGGCAACCUGCCUGGGGUGUACGAACUGCAAUUUUGGGUCUUCAAGGUUUCUUCCCCCUGAAAGGUCAAGCUGCUGCAGGUGUCGGAUCUGUUGAAUACCCCGCCUCAGAAAGGAGGAGGUUAGCCGCACUAUCUCGGGACUGGGUGUGCCCGCACUGUCAGCAGUCAAAUCUCGACAUACUUCCUGACUCACCAGCCGGUCAAGAGAAUGGACCCAGCUACUCUAUUCCUCCUCCCGUAGAACCGGAGCUAGCAGCACUGCCAGAACAUAAUGAUGCUUCUCCUUCCGCGAACUCUGUAGGUCCUCGAUCAGAAGAAGCAGAAGACGAAGUUGCGCAAGAGACCUCUCUAUCAAUGACUGAAAGUAUUUCCUCACCUACUAUUCCCGAGCACGACGCAAAUGUCCUAUCCCCACAACCGCUGCGUCGGCCCCCCGUUUUAUUGGAUACUGCGAUAUGUUUCCUCCUUGUAUUGGUUUUUGCUUUGCUUUGUAGGAAGAUGAUAUAG